This is a messenger RNA of Schistosoma intercalatum, 3141 nucleotides long. NCBI's taxonomy places the organism in Eukaryota, Metazoa, Platyhelminthes, Trematoda, Strigeidida, Schistosomatidae. The record is from the annotation of a GenBank genome assembly.
ACUUCCAAAUGUGUGGCGGUUAUGAUUACUACUUCGCUACUGAAACAGGGAUGUGAAUAUGUCCAACUUGGUUUAUUAAAGUAUCAUGGAUUCCCAGUGGGAGGGAUCAAUUCCUGACCAUCCUUAUCUUCCUAGUGUUUCUAAAUCUGUUUAUAUAUUGGGCUGUAAGUAUGACUCUUUAGAUGUCUGUUCUGAAACUAUAAGUCGAGGCACUAAAUGCUUAUCUUCCCAUAGUUUCAAAUAAAUUUUCUGUUUUGGGAAUUGGACUAAUGGGUUAUUGUGCCAGGUUAUUUGAUAGGGAGGAAAUUGCACGUCACCUAAAGUCUCGACUAUGGAUGACUUACCGAAAGGGUUUCUCCCCAAUUGGCAGUCGAAAUGGUCCUAAAUCAGAUGCUGGAUGGGGUUGUAUGCAUCGCUGCGGACAAAUGAUUCUUGCUGAAGCCAUGUUAAGAUUUCACCUCGGACGAACGUGGAAAUGGAGUCCUCAACAAGAAAGCCCGGAAUAUUAUCGUCUUCUACAAAUGUUUCAAGAUCGACGGUCUGCGCUUUAUUCCAUUCAAACUAUUACCCUCACAGGUGUAUCACUUGGUAAAUCUAUUGGAAGUUGGUUUGGUCCAAAUACUGUUGCACAAGUGCUCAAAAAACUAUCUGUCUAUGACCGUUGGACAAAUUUAUUUAUUCAUAUUUCUGUAGAGGAUGGGAUUAUUAUUGAUGAAAUCAAAUCUUUAUGCUGCCAAAAUCGACCUUAUUUCAAUUUCUCAAAUAAUGCUAGUGAAAAUGAUAAUCAAUCUGAAUCGAUGAAACCUUGUGCUGAUGAAAGUAAAGAUGAUCCCGCAGAAGAGUCGGACUCAUCAACAUCUUCAUACAGUUGUCCAUUUGCUCAAUCUGUUAUCGAUGCAAAUCAAAGUUGUGAUUGGAACAAUGAAGCCCUUAGUAUGCGUAAUUAUGAUUCAGAAAUCAUUGAUUUACGAUCUCAACUUCAAUUACCUGUUACCAGAGAAGUAGAUGAUAGUUGUAUAGAAAUAGUUUUACCUCCAACUUUCACUAGUUCAAUACUUACUAAUACUCAAUCAAAUGAGUCAAAUGUAUUAUCUACAUCCAAUGUAAUUAAUUCACAUCAUUCUUCAUCAAUUUUUGACGAUAACAAGAUUUCCAUUCCUGUUGAUGAUAAUACUCAUAAAGAUUGUCAAGGAAAUCAACUUCCUAUGGAUCAAACGAAUCAAUACAAUGAUAAUCAAACUGACAGCACUACUAUUGCCUCUCCUGUCGUUGCUUCUGUACAUGUUAAAUCCUCAUCCUCCUCAACAAAUUCACCUUCAUCAAAUUGGAGACCAUUAUUGCUAUUUGUUCCUCUUCGACUUGGAUUACAUAAUCCUAAUCCGUGUUAUUUCAAUGCAAUCAAAGCUGUAUUUCGUUUGCCAAAUUGUGUCGGAAUAUUAGGCGGUUCACCAUGUCAUGCUGUCUGGAUUGUAGGUGUUACUGAUGAUGAUGUAAUCUGUUUAGAUCCGCAUACUACUCAACCCGCUGGUCGCGGUAAUUUAAAACCAGAUUAUGAUCAAACAUAUCAUUGUGAUAAUCCUAUACGUAUCCCGCUUAAACGAUUAGAUCCAAGCAUGGUAUUAGGUUUUUUAUGCUCAACUGAAAAAGAAUUUGAUGAUUUAUGUCAUAAUUUAAAAGAAGAAGUUCUACAUCCCUCAGUGGCUAAUUCAUGGCCUCUAGUAGAAAUUCAUACAACAAGACCGUCUAACCUACCACCACUUCCUUCAUCCAAUAUUCCAAAUGAUCUAUUAAUUUCUGUAUAUCCUUCAGAUCAGGAUAAUCUUGGUUGUGGUGUUGAUGAGAAUGUAGAUAAUUCAAUUCACAAUGCUAAUAAUAAAGAUGAUGAACAUGAAGGUAAACUAAGUGAAGCAAUGGGUGCAGUCAAAGCUCUAUGGUCUAAAUGUAAUCAAGUAGCUGGCGAUACUGUUCGUAGUUUAGCAAAUGUACCACAACGAUUUGUAAAAAGUCCUGAAUAUGAAGUUAGUUAGUUAAAAUGGUCAAUCUCAGUGUGUCGUUAUGUAUUAUGAACAAUUAAUUAUUAUCCAAUGUAGUUCUACUGGUUAUUUGUUUGUUUGUUUGUUUUAAAUGUCAAGUACACACAAUCAGAAUUGAUUAGCAAUAUAGGGAAGAAGAAGAAAACAAUUAUUAAGAAUUUAUCUGUUUGAUGAAAUGUUUUCCUUUUGCACACGUACACAUACACAGAUACAGAGAGAUUGAAUGAUGGCAGUUAAUGUCUAUACCAGAGACUACAAUUAUAAUUACUAGUAGUAUUACUAUUAUUUUUUUGUUGUUGUUCUGUUUUGUGUUUCUUCUGUCGGAUUCCAAAUUUCACUUUAUAUCUUUUGAUAAUUAUUGACAUAGUUUAUAUUUUUAAAAGAAAAUUUAACAUUUAUUAACUGUGAUUGUGUGGUGUUGAUAGUCCGUUAGUCGACUGUAAUGCCUACUUGUCUUGAUGAUAACAACAAUUAUCACUAUUAUUGUUAUUAUUAUUUAUUGCGACCGUUGGUAUGAUUAACAGCAGUACUAGUAAGAUACAACAACAAUGAUAUUCUAUGAAUUCAACUGUAAAUAUCUUUCUUUUCCUUUCUAUGAAGAUUCUUCCCCAUAAAACUAAUGUCAUUUAGGUGUGUGUGUGUAUGUUUGUCUGUAUUUAUCGGGAUGAAUAGAUUCCGUGUUUGAAUGAUUGAAAUUGCUUUUCACAACAAAAAUAAUAAAUAUUACUGCCUCUUCCAUUAAAAAGAAACACAUACAAUUUGAUGUAAUCAACCAAUCAGUCCAUACGCGUACACACAGAUACACACGAACAAAGUACGUGCACUCCUUGUUACAACAAAUAUCCCCACUACUAAUCAGUGUGAUAAAUAAUAUUUCUAUGACUACUAGUGUGAUUAUUAAUAUUAUUCGUUGUACUAAUGAUAAUUAUCAUAAUUAUAAUUGUUCUACUUCUAUAGAGGUGACAAAUUUCACUUAAAUCAGGUAUUAUUGUCCAUUGCCAGAUUUCUCCGUUUCUCUGUCAUAUCUCUUUAUUUAUUUGAACUAUUAAAUGAUUAUCAAUGAACAAUUUAAUCUUAUUAUUUCAAUAAUAAUAAAAUGGUAUAUUGC